Molecule: messenger RNA, 888 nt
Organism: Motacilla alba alba
Lineage: Eukaryota; Metazoa; Chordata; Aves; Passeriformes; Motacillidae
Product: collagen alpha-1(III) chain-like
Exons: 3
Coding region: 1-888 (295 amino acids)
Source: RefSeq, a predicted model, not a curated record
AUGCAAACUCCCAGGAAAAAGCACAUUUCCGUGCCAGGGUCCCUUCCCUCACAGCGCUGCCUACCUGAGGAGCCUCCAGGGCCCUCCCGGGGCCGCUCGGUCCCUCCCGGCCCCCGCGGCGCCGCGCCGGGCUCGGGGCAGCGCGGAGGCACCGCCGCCUCAGGCGCCCCUCGCUGCCGCUCCCCUCAGCGCUCCGCCGCCCGCCGUGCCCGCGGCCAGGCGGCACCGGGAGCUCGCUCCUUCCCUCCGUCCCUCCCCGGCAGCCCCGGCGGACUCACCACAGAACAGCAGCCCGCUGCAGAGCGCGGCCCGCAGCGCGGCGGCCAUGGCGGCUCCUCAGCCGCGGCGGGGCGGCCGAGCCAUGGCAGCGGGAGCGGGGCCGCCGGCACCCCGAACCCUCCGCUUCCUCACGGGGCGGGCACCGGCACCCCGAACCCUUCCGCUUCCUCACGGGGCGGGCACCGGCACCCGAACCCUUCCGCUUCCUCACGGGGCGGGCACCGGCACCCCGAACCCUUCCGCUUCCCCACAGGACGGGCACCAGCACCCGAACCCUUCCGCUUCCUCACAGGGCGGAGCGGGCACCGGCACCUCGAACCCUCCGCUUCCCCACGGGAUCGGUACCGGGAGCCCCGGCACCCCGAACCCUCGGCUUCCCCACGGGAUCGGUACCGGGAGCCGCGCCAUCCCGAACCCUCCACUUCCCCACGGGAUCGCUACCGGGAGCCCCGGCACCCCGAACCCUCCCGCUUCCCCACGGGAUCGCCCCGGCACCCCGAACCCUCCGCUUCCCCACUGGAUCGGUACCGGGAGCCCCGGCACCCCGAACCUUCCGCUUCCCCACCGGGCAGCCCGGGCUGCGGGCACGGCGGUGGCCCCCGGGCCUGA